This is a messenger RNA of Cricetulus griseus (Chinese hamster), 1211 nucleotides long. Lineage: Eukaryota; Metazoa; Chordata; Mammalia; Rodentia; Cricetidae. The record is from RefSeq and is a predicted model, not a curated record.
ACGGUCCCUUCUCUCCUUAGAAGUUUUCCCAGAGAUAACUUCACCAAGAUGUCCAGUGAUAGGCAAAGGUCGGAUGAUGAGAGUCCCAGCACCAGCAGUGGCAGUUCAGAUGCUGACCAGCGAGACCCUGCAGCUCCAGAGCCAGAGGAACAGGAAGAGAGAAAACCUUCUGCCACCCAGCAGAAGAAAAACACCAAACUUUCUAGCAAAACGACUGCUAAGUUAUCCACUAGUGCUAAAAGAAUUCAGAAGGAGCUAGCUGAAAUAACCCUUGAUCCUCCUCCCAACUGCAGUGCUGGCCCUAAAGGAGAUAACAUUUAUGAAUGGAGGUCAACUAUACUUGGUCCACCAGGUUCUGUAUAUGAAGGUGGUGUUUUUUUUCUGGAUAUCACAUUUUCUUCAGAUUAUCCAUUUAAACCACCAAAGGUUACCUUUCGAACCAGAAUCUAUCACUGCAACAUCAACAGUCAGGGAGUCAUCUGCCUGGAUAUUCUAAAAGACAACUGGAGUCCUGCUUUGACUAUUUCAAAGGUUUUGCUCUCAAUUUGUUCCCUUUUGACAGACUGCAACCCUGCGGAUCCUCUGGUUGGAAGCAUAGCAACUCAGUAUUUGACCAACAGAGCAGAACAUGACAGGAUAGCCAGACAGUGGACCAAGAGAUACGCAACAUAAUUCUCAUGAUUUGUAUGCAGUGUGAAGAAGCAGAAGGCCUCUUCCCACUGUGCUGCGGAUCUUUAUAGCCUUUACAAUACGGACUUCUGUGUAUAUGUUAUACUGAUUCUACUCUCUGCCUUUAUCCUUUGGAGACUGGGAGAUUCCCCCAAAAGGUAAAUGCUAUCAAGAGUAGAACUUUGUAGCUGUAGAAUAGUUAUGUUUAAAAUGCCUACUUGCAAGUCUUGCUUCUUUGGGAUAUCAAAAUGUAUUUUGUGAUGUACUAAGGAUACUGGUCCUGAAGUCUACCAAAUAUUAUAGUGCAUUUUAGCCUAAUUCAUUAUCUGUAUGAAGUUAUAAAAGUAGCUGUAGAUGACUAGGAAUUAUGUCAUUUGUAUUAAGCCCAGAUCUUUUUCUGAGUAUGUGGUUCAUGCUGUUGUGAAAAUGUUUUACCUUUUACCUUUGUCAGUUUGUAAUGAGAGGAUUUCCUUUUACCCUUUGUAGCUCAGAGAGCACUGAUGUAUCAUCUCAAACACAAUAAACAUGCUCCUGAAGGCAUA